Lottia gigantea (owl limpet) is the source of this 351-nucleotide messenger RNA. RefSeq lists its product as hypothetical. NCBI's taxonomy places the organism in Eukaryota, Metazoa, Mollusca, Gastropoda, Lottiidae. The record is from RefSeq and is a predicted model, not a curated record. Bases 1 to 351 code for a protein of 116 amino acids. The transcript has 3 exons.
AUGAUUGGCUACUGCAGGUUGAAGAUGGAUAGAUAUAGUAUUAUUUAUACACUUACAAUAUUAUGUUUGGCUUUAAACCAUGCAGCAGGGUAUAAACAUGUUAUUUUUAUGCAUGGUAUAUUUUCUGGUCCAUCAGAAAUCAUUGCAAUUCAAGAAUGGUUGAAAACUGAUCACCCUGGUACCAACAUUACUGCCAUUAAUCUCUAUGAUGAUUUGAAGAGUUUAGUAACACCAAUGUGGAAACAAGUAGAUAAGAUUUCUCUGAAAGUUCAACAAAUAAUGAAAGAAAAUCAUGAUGGUGUCCAUUUACUGUGUUAUUCACAAGGUAUAAUAGCAUUUUUCUUUUUUUAA